AUGUCGCGCGAGCCAAGCGAUGAGGAUAUCCAGUCUUUCUUGGAGUUCGCAGGCCUUGGCGAGAGCGACAGGCCUCUUGCCACUCGAGCCCUCAGACAAUCCAAUGCCGAUGCCAACCAAUUAAUAGCGGAAUUCUACGAUGAUGAGGUGGCGUUUCGAAAGAAAUACUCGUGGGAUGAAAGCGCGUUCACAGCGGACCGGGACGGCUCAGAGGGCCCAAUGUCCUUCCACAUCGAAUCCGCUCCCGACCACGGCAGCGGACCUCAGAUUCUCCACGGAGUCGUUCCAGGACAGGAUACACCCUAUUACAGCGGAGCCGCACCUUCACGUCCCCCUACCCCAACGAAGCGACGUUCACCACUUGGUCCUACUGCCGCAGACGACGAAGACGAGGAUUUCAGACGAGCUCUUAUGGAGUCCGCUACGGAGGCUGGACUCAAAGCACCGCCUCAGGUCUCGGGAGUCAUGGGCGAUUUGCCUAUGUUUGGCCCGGCGAACAGAGAGGAGUACGACGAAUCGCAGUGGGCUAUUGUCCGUCCAGACAAUGUCUCGGGAAGCACGCCUACGCCUACCAGCGUGUACGCCUCGGCGCGCAAGAGAGAUUCGAACACGCCCGCUCUCCUACUCAACGAUGCCACCACUGCGGAUCACCGGAUAGGCUCAAUCCUUACUAUUCUCCAUGAGAUUCCGCUUGCUCGAAACACCCUUCUAGAAGUUGGUCCUCCUGCUACAAGCUACGGUCAUAACAGCGAGUGGUGGGCCGGCAAACCUAUCCUGCCGCCUCACAUUCUCGCGCGGAUGCAGACGUCCGGCGAUGACGGCAUGCCCGAUUUGCCGGAGGUUGUCGCCUUUAACCACGAGGUUCAUCGCCUCAUGAGCUUUCUAGACUCCUCCGAGCGCAGCUUUGGCUCUACUUCCGUCCUGUCCGAGUUGGUAGUCAACUCGUGGGACUACGACGAAGCGCUCUUCGCCAAUCUAGUUGAGAAUUACGGUCCUGAUUGCAUUAAGCCGAUCACGCAUGACGCCUGCAAUUUCGAAAUCGGCCCCGCCGGUCGUCUCCCCACAGAAGACGACCGCCAAGUCAACCCCGUCAACUACCUCAGGCUCGGCCUGACGGAGGAUACCUACACCCGUGUCAAGACGAUCUACGACGUCUGGGACUAUGAACUGUGGCGCCCGGCGCUUGUCGACGAGCUUGACACGCCCUUGGAGAAGAUUUCCAUGACCCUCUUCGCCGAGAUGAGAGAGGUCCUCGUCGUCUCCGUAACGGACCCGUUCCGAUCCUCCAAAUUCGAAAUCCCCGAGACCUUCAGCCCGCAGCGCUACCUCUGGGCGCGCAGAAAAGAAGCCAUCGGCAUCCAGUGGAUGCGCCGCCGCGCCAAGGCCAAGCGCGACGAGGUCGAGAAGAGGGAAUCCCCUCCCGAUCAGCCUUCGAUCCAGGACCGUCUCAAGAGCCUCGCGGCCGAGGCGAAGCGCGCGGAGAUCCUGAUGAAGUAUUCGGAGACGAGCGCGCGGUUCAGGGCGUUUGAGCAGUCCGGGUAUGAUCGGAAGACGUAUCCUAAUGGGGCGGCGGAUGCGCCUUGUGAUUUUACGGCUGAGGAGGAGGAGAGGUAUAAGGGGUUGAGGAAGAUUGGAGAGGAGAUGAAUCGGCAGAUGGAGCAGCUCCAGAAGGAGAUCGAGGAAAUCGAGGAGGAGAAGAAGCGAUGCGCCGAGGUCGAUAAGUUUAUCGGCUCUCUCCUCACGGAUCCUAACAAAUCCGGUUCCUUAACCUGCAACAAGUACACGCUUCGCGGAAUUGCUACUGGCAAGGACAUCGUCUACGUCUGCAGGAGGGCCGAACCUACCUUGAUCGAGUUGGCGGAUAGCCCUGCUGCCCCCAAGGAUCAGUGGUGGAGACUUGAAUAUACUGGCAACAGGCAGAUGCCUGUCAAGGCUGAGACGGUCGACUUCGAGACGAUCCACAACGCCAUGUGGGACGAAUCGAACUCCCUCAUGCUGAUCUACGCCACCGAGGAAGCCAUGAGCACGCCCAAGAUUCCCCUGCCGGACGCCCUCCAGCGCUUCAUCAAAGUCGACAACCGCAGCUUCCAGAAGGAGAUUGAGCAAGAGGAAGAAGCAACGGCCGCGGCCACAGCCGGCGGGGACGUGCCGAUGGAGACCCUCGAGUCUUUCGACAUGCGGUCCCGAUCGGGCAGCGUCGACUCGAUGGCGACGAAUCGCGCGUCAAUCGGCUCGAUGGAUUCCCGGGAGGGAGAUUUCCGCGGCGACGAGUUUGGUGGGAUGGAUGUUGAUGAUGAUGAUGACCUCAUAACAGAGGCGUCUCAGCCUGGUGCCGGCGAGGAGGACGCGGAGCUUAUUAAUGUUGAGUCUCCCGUUCUUGGACGGGGCGAGCAAGGGCCUGGUCUGAGUGCGCCUCUGUUGCCUCCUCCUGCGAAGGUCGACGGUGACAAUAAGGAGGAUGUCCCGAUGCAGGAGAUGAAGGAGGUUAGUACUAAGCCUAUCUUUGUUAGGGAGCAGGAGAGGGGUCGGCAGCGGCCGGACCAAAGUUAG
Scedosporium apiospermum is the source of this 2550-nucleotide messenger RNA. RefSeq lists its product as uncharacterized. Bases 1 to 2550 code for a protein of 849 amino acids. Gene Ontology annotation, cellular component: nucleus; cytosol. NCBI's taxonomy places the organism in Eukaryota, Fungi, Ascomycota, Sordariomycetes, Microascales, Microascaceae. The transcript has 7 exons. Gene Ontology annotation, biological process: protein deubiquitination. The record is from RefSeq and is a predicted model, not a curated record.